GCGGGCGGCCGCGCGCGCCGGGGGAGUGGCUGACCGGAGUGGUCAGGUCCCGGGUCUCUGUCUGCCGAGGGACGUGGGCGCCGAGAGUCAGUGUGGCAGUGGUGGUCGUAGCGGCUGGCGGGGGAACCUGCGAACGCUGUCCUGGAGGCACCCUCGGUCCUGUCCUUGCUUCUGGCGCCGAGCCCCGGCCCAGAGUCGCGCUGCUUCUGGAUGCGGGACCCAGACUCUCCGUUAAAGGCUCUUUGGAGACACUUGGGCUGUUCCUGCCGUCGUAGGACGUCGCGCCCGCUUCCCUCCUAGUCCCACUCAGGCCCGUCUCGUUCUCCAGUUUGUAGGUGCUCUGAGAUUCUCGUCCCCGCAAGCAGGCGCCUCUGUACGGUCCCUAUCUGCAGUUCCCUGGACCUUGGCUUCGCGCAUUUUCAGGUGACUCCACCCUGCCUCUCAUGGCUGCCCUGGUCCCACCGCCGCCACCACCAGAUCCGCAGUUUGUCCUACGAGGCACGCGGUCAGCUGUGAAUGCACUGUGCUUCUGUGAAGGGUCCCAAGCUCUGGAGAGACCGCUGCUCUUCUCAGGAUCUCAGAGUGGCCUGGUACACAUCUGGAGCCUGCAGACUCAGAGAGCAAUUGCUGUCCUGGAUGGCCAUGGGAGUCAGAGCGUGAUCUGGGUCCAGACACUGCCCCAGGGGCAACAGCUCCUCAGCCAGGGCCGGGACCUGCAGCUUUGCUUGUGGGACCUGGCAGAGGGCAGGAAUGCCAUUGUGGACUCCAUCCGCCUGGAGAGCGUAGGCUUCUGCAGGAGCUCUAUCCUGGCUGGGGGGCAGCAGCGCUGGACUCUUGCUGUGCCAGGGAAGGGCAGUGAUGAGGUUCAGAUUCUAGAGAUGCCAUCCAAGACGUCAGUGUGCACCCUGAAGCCAGAGGCAGAUGCCAAGCCGGGCAUGCCCAUGUGCCUGGGGCUUUGGCAGCUGUCCCCACAGGCCAACUCCAGUCCCCGCCCCCUCCUUCUGGUUGGCUAUGAGGACGGAUCAGUAGUCCUGUGGGACAUCUCGGAGCGGAAGGUAUGCAGCCACAUCGCCUGCCAUGAGGAACCUGUCAUGGGCCUUGACUUCGAUUCUCAGAAAGCCAGGGGCGUCUCUGGCUCUGCAGGGAAGGAACUGGUUGUCUGGAGCGUGGAUGGGCCACAGUCCCUGCAGGUGCACCAAUCAGGGCUUGCCUGUGUCUAUAAAACUUCUGCACUCAGCUCCUCUGUAUAUACAGCCACUGAACUUUGAAGAGAGAAGAUUCUUAGAAGGAAGACCUGUUGUGGCCCCUAAGUGUUGCAUAGGCUACCAGAUGCUAGGACCACAGGGGCUGCUGGGGCUGCUGGACUCAAGGCCCCUGGUCCUGCUUGUGAUGGGGUUCCUGUGUCUGCUCCAAGAGCCUCAAGAUCUGGUUGAGCUCUGUGUACUGGACUCCAGAGCCAGCAGAGGUGCUUGUGCUUGAGAUGUUGAACUUGUUCCUGCCUUCGCAGGGCCGCAGUCACUGCUAGCCCAGACCUGCUUCCACUCAGCACCUGUGCUCUCAAUGUCUGGACUCACUCCUGCCUCAGAGAAGACCCAAUAUGACCUGCUGCUCUCACAGCCUCUGGCUCCUGAUCCUAUGGGGCCUGCUAUUGCUCUGGUGGGCCAGGUUUCUGCUUCAUUGCCUCUUACUUAGUAUCUCAAAGGCAGCCAAGGAUUCAGAGCUGUGACACUUUCAUUCCUCUUGGAAACCUGCUGCCACCAAGAGUUAGAGCCGUAACACUUGUGCCCUCUUGGUUAGCAAACCAGCAGCCUCCAGGAAUCCAGGUGUCUUUUUCCAAGUUGUUAUAUACCCAUGUAAAUAAAUUCUUUUUCAUUCA
This is a messenger RNA of Jaculus jaculus (lesser Egyptian jerboa), 1876 nucleotides long. RefSeq names its product G protein subunit beta 1 like (gene Gnb1l). The record is from RefSeq and is a predicted model, not a curated record. The transcript has 7 exons. Lineage: Eukaryota; Metazoa; Chordata; Mammalia; Rodentia; Dipodidae. Gene Ontology annotation, molecular function: protein binding. Bases 444 to 1268 code for a protein of 274 amino acids.